Colletotrichum destructivum is the source of this 441-nucleotide messenger RNA. RefSeq names its product Putative glycosyltransferase, DXD sugar-binding, nucleotide-diphospho-sugar transferase. The transcript is spliced from 2 exons. The record is from RefSeq and is a predicted model, not a curated record. Bases 1 to 441 code for a protein of 146 amino acids. Gene Ontology annotation, cellular component: mannan polymerase complex. NCBI's taxonomy places the organism in Eukaryota, Fungi, Ascomycota, Sordariomycetes, Glomerellales, Glomerellaceae. Gene Ontology annotation, biological process: protein N-linked glycosylation. Gene Ontology annotation, molecular function: alpha-1,6-mannosyltransferase activity.
AUGCUGCUAAAAAUCAGAGGUGAGUGGGACUAUAUACACAAAACAGAGUUAGAGAACACGCGCACGUGGCUGGCACUCAAUCAAGGCUACAUAAACAAGAGAGGCUACGAGUUCCUCAAAUGGCGCUUCAGUAAUACCUCCGACAUAUUCCGCACAUACGACAACCUACACAACGUCGGUAUGAGAUCUGAUUUCCUCCGAUAUCUUCUGCUUGAAGCCGAAGGUGGGGUCUACACUGAGACCGACACUAUAGCCCUCAAACCCAUCGACUCAUGGACUCCAUUCCAUCUGCGAGACAACACCCGCCUGGUCAUAGGCACCGAGUAUGACCAGCGUGAUGGUAGGCGAUGGGAAGACUUACCUCAUCCGUGGCAGUUUGCCCAGUGGACGAUUGCCUCAGCACCUAGACAUCCCGUGCUUCAGAAAGGGCAGAUCGCGUAG